ACCAUUUUCCCGCGUUUUCAUUCAACCAUCACCAUUAUUUUUUCCCUUCCAUUUUCCAUUUUUCUUUUCAACUCCCACUUUACUUCUUUUUAACUUCCACGAAUAUUAUUUUAACAGGUGCUUGUAGUAAAAAUAAAUUAAUAAUAAAAUACAAUCCCAUUUUAAUUAAAAAAAAAAAAUGGAUCUAAACGACGCCGUCCUAACCUGUGCCACAAACAUUCAAUGGACAAAUUCCGUUGGUGUCACCGGACGUAAAUUAGUCUAUCGUUCAGCCACACUUCGUCUCGUUCGCAAUGAAUUACGAGAAAUUUUCAUUGAAGUGUCGACUGAAAAAUCCAAACCCAUUAAAUUCAAAUUAAAAGAAGUCAUGAUUCAUAAAAAAUUCAUGAACGAAGGCAAAGCUACUUUUAAUUUCAAAGCCGAAAACUGUUCAAUGUUUUUGUCAAAUGCUCCUCCAGGAACUUUAAUGAAUUUCUUAAGAAUUGUUUUUAUAAAAUUGAAUUCCUCGCCAAAUGAAAAUCUAGAUGAGGCAACGAUUCAAAAGAAUCUUCGCGCCCAUUUGUUAUCCGGGAAACCAAGUACUUUUGAGGAAGUUAGCCCAGUGACAACGGCUGAAAUGGUUUUGGCCAGAAAGGCAGCUGGUAUAUCGAAAACCACUGUGACCACACCUUCUCCCAAGGCGGUCAAAAAGAGGCGUUUCGAUGAGCUUCGGUCGGAAGGAAGUUCUUCCGCUCCGGCGGCUAAAAAGCUUUAUCAACCUUCUCCGCUAACCGAGGAGAGUGUUAAACUCUGCCAGGAGCAGACUGAAGUUUUGCAAGCUUGUGUCGCUGGGAAGAAUAUCUUUUUUACGGGUUCGGCGGGAACAGGAAAGAGUUUUCUUUUAAAGAAGAUUAUUUCAGCUUUGCCGCCAGAUGGAACUAUUGCUACGGCUUCUACUGGAGUGGCAGCUUGUUUAAUUGGUGGAGUAACAUUGCAUGCAUUUGCUGGAAUUGGAAGUGGCGAUGCUAGUUUAACACGUUGCAUUGAAUUAGCAUCGCGGGCUGUGUCCUCGUCGAAUUGGAGGAAAUGUAAAAGACUGAUUAUUGACGAAAUAUCAAUGGUUGAUGGGUUGUUCUUUGAGAAAAUCGAAGCCGUUGCCCGUCACGUGCGAAAGAAUGACCGACCUUUUGGUGGGAUUCAAUUGAUUUUAUGUGGGGACUUCCUGCAACUUCCGCCUGUGGUCAAACGUGAAGACUACAAUAAUCCCCAAACAAAUAACCAACGUUUUUGCUUUCAAUCGAGUGCCUGGGAGAAAUGCAUCGAGCGUGUGUUUGAACUGAAAGAAGUCCAUCGUCAAAGUGACCCAGAAUUUGUGAGAAUACUCAAUCAUCUGCGGAUUGGUCAUGUCAGUGAGGAUAUCACCAAACGUCUCAUGACUACGUCGAAGCAGAAAAUUGAAGGUAAUGGAAUUUUAGCCACCCAAUUGUGUUCACAUACCAACGAUGCCAAUUCUAUCAAUGAAUCUAAGCUGGAGAACCUCGAAGGGGAGAAAGUCCUUUUCAAAGCUGAGGACAGUGAUGCGACAAUGUCGAAGACGCUUGAUGGUUUAGUGCAAGCUCCAUCGCAGCUAUAUUUGAAAAUUAAUGCCCAAGUUAUGUUGUUGAAAAAUAUUAACAUUGCAGCUGGUUUGGUAAAUGGUGCUCGAGGAGUUGUGGUCAAAAUUGAUCGAGGAGUUCCAACAGUUCGCUUCAAGAACAAUCAGGAAUAUGUGUGUAAACAUGAAAAAUGGAUGAUCAAGACUGCAACUGGUGGAAAUGUUACCCGCAGACAGGUGCCUCUUAAACUAGCAUGGGCUUUCUCUAUUCACAAGUCACAAGGACUCACACUUGAUUGUGUUGAAAUGUCUUUAUCAAAAGUCUUUGAAGCUGGACAAGCUUAUGUGGCUCUAAGUCGUGCCAAGAGUUUAGACAGUGUAAGAAUACUUGACUUUGAUGCAAAACAAGUUUGGGCGAAUCCACAGGUUUUGCAAUUUUAUAAAUUAUUCCGACGACGUUUGCACGAUACCACAAUGAUUCCACUUGGCAAUAAGAAUACAAAAGCUAAGAAAGAUAAUAAUGGUGGCAAUAGUGCUUUGGCAAAAUUGAAAAAGAGUCUCAUGAACAAACCAUUGGUGUCGAUUGGUUAAAUUAAAUUUUUUAAAUUCUUGACUAAGUUUAAUUUAAAUAUGUAUUCUCGUCUAAUUUAAGAUCUUAAAAAAUUCCUUAGGUUUAAGAUUGAGGUAAAAAAUAUGUAUAUUUCUUUUGUUCUUGGUAGCAAAUUGUAUUGGAAAAGUAAAAGAACAAAGAAGAGAGAACUGGGAAUAAAGCUAAAUAUUUCAUUAUAAA
This is a messenger RNA of Episyrphus balteatus (marmalade hoverfly), 2363 nucleotides long. RefSeq names its product ATP-dependent DNA helicase PIF1-like. Lineage: Eukaryota; Metazoa; Arthropoda; Insecta; Diptera; Syrphidae. Gene Ontology annotation, biological process: telomere maintenance; DNA repair. The coding region runs from base 179 to 2164 and encodes 661 amino acids. The record is from RefSeq and is a predicted model, not a curated record. Gene Ontology annotation, molecular function: DNA helicase activity. The transcript is spliced from 3 exons.